Bufo bufo (common toad) is the source of this 1231-nucleotide messenger RNA. It is a transcript of the gene CDKN3, whose product is annotated as cyclin dependent kinase inhibitor 3. Gene Ontology annotation, molecular function: protein tyrosine phosphatase activity. NCBI's taxonomy places the organism in Eukaryota, Metazoa, Chordata, Amphibia, Anura, Bufonidae. The record is from RefSeq and is a predicted model, not a curated record. Gene Ontology annotation, biological process: protein dephosphorylation. The transcript is spliced from 8 exons. The coding region runs from base 341 to 961 and encodes 206 amino acids. Gene Ontology annotation, cellular component: nucleus.
ACAGGAGGACUGCUGCCUUUAGAAUAAGGGCUGUAAAAUAAUGGUGAAACAUUAAAUUGGCUCAACGAUCUGCGAUGGAGUUCGACGCAGGAGCGGGACGUUUGACGUGUGAAGGAAAUACGUUGCCCGCCCCGGUCCGUCAGAGACUGGGAGGUGAUUGGUCGGUAGCGGUGUGGCGGGAAGCUCAACGGCUCGUCGGUUUAGGUCACGUGAUGUGCUGCCGGGCCCCGGCUGGAGUGAGCGGCGUCCCCUUGGGCUCUGUUUUUUUCGGCUGGUGGCUGACUGGGGUCCUGUUAUCUGCUCCUACAUUGAUGCGCAGUAUUGUCUCGGGAUUGACGCCAUGAACCAAAGUGAAUUUGACUCUUCGGACGAGGAAACAUCUAAAGAGGAACAAACGCCACUUGAGCUGUCUUGGCUCAGCCUAGAACCAGUAAAUUAUGCCCAUAUACUGGGAAUCGGCGCUCUUCCAGGGUGCAGGUUUAAAAACAUACGGAGGAACCUUCUUCAAAACUUAGAGGAAAUUAAGAAACUUGACAUCCAGGAUGUGUUCAUAUUCUGCACUACGUCGGAGCUUUCAUAUUACCGCGUUCCCACUCUAAUACAAGAAUAUAGCAAGCAGGAUAUUGUGGUUCACCACUACCCUUUCCUUGAUGGAGAUGUUCCAGAACUUGACACCUGCUAUAAGAUAUUGGAAAACCUAAAGACCAGCAUGGACAACAGCAGGAAGACUUUAAUACACUGCUAUGGGGGCCUGGGACGCUCAUGUGUUAUUGCAGCUUGCCUGUUACUUUGGCUGGAUGACAAAAUGACACCUGAAGAAGCAAUAAAUCUGGUUCGGGCAACACGUGGGCGUGGAGCCAUACAAACCGUUAAGCAAUAUAACUUUGUUAACGAGUUCCGUGAAAACAUGUGCCAUUCUCGCCCUCCAUCUGAAGAGUCCAGACAGUCCCUGUCUAGAUGAUGCCACAGAUAUUCUGCAGUGAGGUUGCCCUGCUGUUAUCGUGUCCUCCAUCCAGUCUCUUUUGCUGCAUUUUGGUGUUCAGUUCUUGCAUACAUGAAAAUUUUUACUUCUCUGUAAUUAGUUCAUUUUGUAAACUGCAGUUGAGUUUGUGCUUGAAGUCUGAAAAAGCUGAAUUCCAGCACACAAUCUGUUAAAACAUUGUUUUAUAAAAUCUGUUAAAAAUCACAUACCGUGAGUACAGUACCAUAGCAUCCGUUUAUGCAUUUCCAA